Thalassophryne amazonica is the source of this 2969-nucleotide messenger RNA. It is a transcript of the gene slc38a12, whose product is annotated as transmembrane protein 104. Lineage: Eukaryota; Metazoa; Chordata; Actinopteri; Batrachoidiformes; Batrachoididae. The transcript has 10 exons. Bases 305 to 1786 code for a protein of 493 amino acids. The record is from RefSeq and is a predicted model, not a curated record.
UUGAAAAUGUCAGCCAGAGGAAAAGCUGAUCAUGCCGAUGCAUGGCAGGUCUGCCGAGCGCUUUAAGAAACCCCCAGAUAAGUUUUUCUUUUUUGAGUCGCAGUUGACUCUUUUGCGCUUGGAUGACAACACGGAUACGAUACGUUAAGAGAUUCAGGUCUGCAUUUUAUCAUUGAGCUCUAGUGGGUUUGAGUGACAGCUCGGAGUGUCAGCUAGCCUGGAAGCUAAACUAGCAAGACGAUUUUGGGUUCCCUGCUGCUACCUGCUCAUUUUGGCUUUCUGGUGAAGAACAGAAUUUUCAGUCAUGGCAGGAGGAAUUACAGAGACUGGAGAACCCUACUCUGCAUUUGUGGGGCUGGUGUACAUGUUCAAUCUUAUUGUGGGAACGGGAGCUCUGACCAUGCCCAAGGCCUUUGCUACAGCUGGCUGGGUUGUCAGCUUAGCACUUAUCUCCUUUUUAGGCUUCAUGAGUUACAUGACUACCACCUUUGUGAUAGAGGCAAUGGCGGCAGCCAACGCUCAGCUGCGCUGGAAAAGGCGAGAGCAGGAAGACAUCGAUGACAGUGACUCCAGUUCUGGGUAUUCAGAUGAUGAUGAGUUUGUGGGCAGAGGCCGAUCAGAGGUAGAAACAAGGCCCAUCUUGUCUGUUCAACGAUCUGGAGGCCAGUGUGAUCAUUUUGACAUUAUCGAGCGGGUUGAGAUGGGUCAGAUGGCCUCUAUGUUCUUUAAUAAAGUUGGGGUCAAUAUGUUUUACAUCUGCAUUAUUGUCUAUCUGUAUGGAGACCUGGCCAUUUAUGCAGCUGCUGUGCCUAUAUCGCUAAUGGAGGUUGCAUGUGGAAAUCACUCCUGCAGUGCUGGACGAGGGAAGUACAACGACACAGACCCAUGUUGGGGUUCUGUCUCGAGAAAUAAUGCAUAUAGGGUCUUUCUGAGUAUUUUCACUCUUCUUUUGGGGCCUUUCACCUUCUUCAGUGCUCAGAAGACCAAAUAUCUUCAGAUCCUCACCUCACUCAUGCGCUGGAUUGCUUUCACCAUGAUGAUCAUCUUGGCUCUUAUACGCAUCGGUAAAGGGACAGGCGAGGGCAAACCACCAGUAGCCAGCUUGUCUGGGGUGCCAAACCUGUUUGGUGUAUGUGUUUAUUCCUUCAUGUGCCAACACUCCCUACCUUCCUUAGUGACGCCCAUCUCUGAAAAGAAACAUGUUGGCGUCUUGGUUCUUGCAGACUAUAUUCUUAUCCUGGGCUUCUAUGUCCUGCUGUCCUUCACUGCCAUCUUCUGCUUCGACAGCUCAUUGCUCUAUGACAUGUAUACACUCAACUUCACUGAUAACUGCAAUGUGCUCGACAUUCCUGCCUUGCGCUAUUUCUUAGGCCUCUUCCCUGUUUUCACCAUUAGCACUAACUUUCCCAUCAUUGCAGUCACUCUUCGCAACAACUGGAAGACUCUGUUCCACAGGGAUGGAGGCACAUAUCCGUGGGUCGUGGACAGAAUUGUAUUUCCACUUAUUACGCUGGUACCCCCUAUCAUUGUGGCCUUCUGCACCCACAACCUGGAGUCCUUAGUGGGCAUUACAGGAUCCUAUGCUGGCACUGGGAUCCAGUACAUUAUCCCCGCCUUCCUUGUAUAUUAUGCCAGACGGCAUCUGGAGCCAGUGGUGGGCCAAGAUGCCAUCAACAAGCACCAGUCUCCCUUCAGACACACUUUCUGGGUGUGGUUUGUUUUGGUGUGGGCUGGAUCCUGCCUCGUGUUUGUCACAGCCAACAUUAUCUUGACUGACAAAAAAUGAGGACUGUAUUUCAUAAUUUUGUUUGGGAGAAAGAAAAAAAUCUCUGGCCAGCACAAUUAAUGAAGCCUUACGUACCGCUGGUUGGACCAUGUGCCUUUUUUAUGGGACUAAAUGGAACUCUGCCACAUAUAUUAAAUGUAUUUAAGAUUGAAAUGCUGGUUUGUAUUAAAUGUAAUUAAUUUAUCAAACUUAUUAAAAAGGACCAAAUGGGAAAACGUUGUUCUAUCAUGAACGUUGGCGCGCUGCAUGGCAACAAUAAUAUCAGGGAGUGUAAAUUGGGAGACUUGUGUGGACAAAAAGUAUGUUUUCAGUCUAUAUCCAAUGGUUACGUUUCUGAAGGUUUUGUCCUUUCACAGCUUCUUUUUUGUAAUGUACUUGAUAGCUGUGAGGUACAAGGAGUGAAACGUGUGUCUUAAUGGCGCAUUCUUUCCCACAUGCAUCAUUUACCUUACUGUUAGAUACUAGAGGUUUUUUCCAUUACCAGAAUGUUUAAUGAAAGCCACAGAGUACUUUGUGAUGGCAAAGGAACUGGACAGAGUAGGGUGACGUUUACAGAAUGCUGAAUAUUGGUGACUAUAAUUUAAUGCUCACAAUAAUGACAAUUGAAUAGACAAUGAGGUGUUGAUUUGACUCCCACAGAAACAGACUGCUGGUGUGGAUGUUGAUGCUGGAUUUCAGUCACUGAGGUAGGGGAAUUUCUGAUGACUACACCAGCUGGACCUCCAAUUUGUCUUGUAGAUGUUUUUACUACUCAUUGAAGUGACUUUGAUACUAUAAAGUUACUAUAUAGUCUGUGUAUGAAGAUGCAGGAGCUCAUGUCGCCUGUCAUUUAGAUAGAAGACAUCCAGAAGGUCACAACUAUUGAACCUCCCAUCUAUUGGCAAUCUCCUCCUUGCAUGUUUAUUAACUUUUUCAAAACAGCUGAGUCCAGAGUUGUCACAGUACCUGUUUUUGUUGCUUAGUGAUUGAGGUAAAUGAAGUCGAAAACAUUUUGAGUGACUUGGAAAUGUUAAAGCAUCCCUCCACUGACCUGUCCAAAGAAAACUUCAAUGUAAAAAUGAUGAUUUGUAUUAAAAUUUACUUAUGGGCUUUUAAAAUGGAUCAUGUGUAAAAAUGGCUGUAAUUCCUAAAUUAUAAAGGAUAUUUUUUGUUAAACUCCUGGAAUUAAAGAUUACAAUCUUCA